AUGACAGCAGAAGAGAUGCGAAAGCAACAAGAGAUGGACCUUCUCUUAUCAGAAGCAAUGAAUACGCUGACGUUUGAAGAAAGGCAAGAACAGCAAGAAGUUCUGCAUGGCGUGGAACAAGAAAUAGCUGAGGAAUGCAUCAUCAUUGAAACUGCACUGAAGGAAUUAGACAACCACCUGAUACGGAUCAAACAUGGAACUGUGUAUGAGAAGGCAGAAACCAUGAAUCCUGAAUAUGUCCAUGCCAGAGCCUUCCGAAUCAUGUUUCUGAGAGGGAAUCGUUAUGAUACAAAGGCUUCCGCUGAUCAAAUGCUAAAAUUCUUCGCACAGAAAGAGAAGUUAUUCGGAACGGAAAAGUUGGUGCAGGAUAUUACGCUUGAAGAUUUUGAUGAAGACGACAUGGCAGUGAUGAACGCAGGAUCCAUUCAGUUGGCGGGGAGGGAUAGGUCGAACAGGCAGAUCGUUUUUGCCUCUCCAGGCUUAAGGUUGAAGGGAAAGCCUUUACGAAGCGAGCUGCGGACUCGGUAUUACAUGUGCAUGAGCGGGUUGGAGUCGCAAGAAACUCAACUCAAGGGCGCAGUCAAUGUUGCGUACGCUGUUGGCGCAUACAAGGAUAAGAACGAAGGAGGGGGGUAUCUGGAGCACACAUACCUUGCUAUGUCAUUACCAAUACAUUGGGCCUCCAACCAUUUUGUUUGCUCAGAUAUUUCUCAGCAUUUAGUAGGCUCGGUGGCCGUGGCAGCGAUGCCGGCAAAGCUAAGAUCACGCUUUCGCAUUCAUCUAGGCUCGCAUUUGGAAUGUUUGUAUUUGCUUUCCACUUAUGGGAUCUUGCCACAGCUCCUUCCGUUUUCAUCUAAUAGCGACGAAAUCACCUUCGCAUCGCACUUACAUUGGGUACAAUUGCGGGUUGCCAGCUCCAACAGCGCAGAACAAUUCAAGUCGAACGAAACCAUGACAUCAUCUACAAGCAUCAAUGAUGUUCUGUAUAUUGGAGGAAAGAAGAGCAACAACGCUGGAAACCAACGUCUUCGAGUCCUGGUAAAGGAGCUUGCCCAAGUCUACGAUACUGGAACGAACGAAAAGAAGCGCACAGUAGUCGAUGCCAUGAUCAACCAAGUUACCAAAAAUGGAGGACGCUUCCUCAAGCAGGUGAAAGACUCGAAUGCUCAAUGGGAAAUAUUGUCGUUGGACGACUCUAGGGCCAAAAUCACGCAAGCAUUUCGCAAUCAUCGCCGCCGACCAGAUGAAUCCAAGAAGGGUGGUACUUCCUUCAUUCAAGACGAUCCAAUGCCAGAUGAUGUCAUCUUUGGAAAGUCACAACGGAGUCGAGGGAAUGAUCUGUUGACUCAUCUAAUCAAAAACCGAGCAGAGGAGUACGAUUCUUUAGAUCGUGGAAUGAAGGUGAAAGUAGUGGAUGCUAUCGUUCAUCGGAUCAAAAGUGAGGGUGGUAGAUUCCUCCAACCGACCCCAGAAUUUGGUGGAUGGCUGGAAGUUUCCAACGAGAUGGCUCGCUCCAGAAUAUCAAAGUACUUUCGAAACAAUAGACGGCCAUCCACUAAAAAAAAUAACGCCUAA
Molecule: messenger RNA, 1575 nt
Organism: Cylindrotheca closterium
Lineage: Eukaryota; Bacillariophyta; Bacillariophyceae; Bacillariales; Bacillariaceae
Source: the annotation of a GenBank genome assembly